Messenger RNA from Solenopsis invicta (red fire ant), 4153 nucleotides. RefSeq names its product F-box/WD repeat-containing protein 7 (gene ago). Gene Ontology annotation, cellular component: nucleus; cytoplasm. The record is from RefSeq and is a predicted model, not a curated record. Bases 274 to 2235 code for a protein of 653 amino acids. The transcript has 8 exons. Gene Ontology annotation, biological process: proteasome-mediated ubiquitin-dependent protein catabolic process; ubiquitin recycling. Gene Ontology annotation, molecular function: ubiquitin binding. Lineage: Eukaryota; Metazoa; Arthropoda; Insecta; Hymenoptera; Formicidae.
CCACCCUCUCUUCCCAGUUUGCAUCGUCGCGUAUCGCCCGUGUUCCUAACCUAAAGAUCACCCCCACCGCACGCGAGGGAGAUGAAUGCCAUGCUCCUUUGAUAGAGGCAUCACGUCGUCGCCGACAUCACCGACACGCACCGGACCCCCUCGCAGCCCCCGUCGCAUCGAGGGACCGUCGUCGUCGAUCGACCGAGAAAGGCUGACGACCGGGAAACGACGAUUGUCCUAAGUACAAUUACUAUACCUAUAAACACAAUACUACGUAUAGUAAUGUCUGUCCCUCCUCCAUCCUCCAACAAUAUAUCUGACAAUAAUAAGCUAGGCGGUGCCAGUCCUAGUCCGAUUGAGGGUAUUGAGGGGAUUGAGGGAGUUCCAGGGCCGAGUUCCUUGGAUCCUAUGCAUUCAGUGUUGCCACAAGAUGAGGAAUCUGAGGAUUAUGGAGAGGAUGAGGAGGAGGGUGAUGAGGAAAGCAGUGAAGGGGAGAGUGAAAUUAGCGACAGUGGAUUGUUCUGCGAUAAUGAAUGUACAGUGGAAGUUGAGAGCAACAAUUGUCAAUCACCUGUAUCACAAUCUCAAGCGGUCCUCUCUGAACAAGUUCAGAGCCCAGUAUCGCAUAAUAAUGUGCCAUCAGAUGCAGUUCAACCUCAGAGAAAGCGAAAGUCUGAAACAGAGUGUUAUUUACCUUGUAAAAAACUUAAUCCAGAGGACAAACCUCAUACAAUGACUGGAAGAAAGCUGGAUGAUAAAGGUAAACAUGUGAGAUGUGUCAUUCCUACCAAGGACAACCCUCCUCCUGAAAUGAGCAGUUGGCUUUUGCAAUUUCAGAGAUGGUCAAAUGCAGAAAGGAUGCUAGCGAUAGACGAACUAAUAGAAAGAUGCGAGCCUACGCAAGUGCGUCACAUGAUGCAGGUGAUAGAGCCGCAGUUUCAACGAGAUUUCAUAUCGUUGCUACCGAAGGAAUUGGCGUUAUCGGUAUUGGCGUUCCUGGAGCCGAAGGAUCUCCUGAGAGCGGCUCAAACGUGCCGAAAUUGGCGAUUUCUAGCCGACGACAAUCUACUCUGGAAAGAGAAAUGUAAGGCAGCUGGUAUAGAGGACUUGAAAGAUCUACCACCACCGAAACGAAAGAACUGUCGAAAUGGCAAUCAUAGUUCGUCACCGUGGAAGCAGGCCUACAUGCGGCAACACAAUAUUAAAAUGAAUUGGAGAACGAAGCCGAUUCGCACACCGAAAGUGUUGAAAGGUCACGACGACCAUGUUAUCACAUGUCUUCAGUUCUCUGGCAAUCGGAUAGUCAGUGGUUCGGAUGACAAUACUCUCAAAGUAUGGUCCGCCGUUACGGGCAAGUGUUUACGGACAUUGGUUGGGCACACUGGGGGCGUGUGGUCUUCACAGAUGUCCGGUACGAUAGUAAUCAGUGGUAGUACAGACCGUACUUUGAAAGUGUGGAACGCGGAGACUGGUCAUUGUAUUCAUACAUUAUACGGUCAUACGUCGACAGUUAGGUGUAUGCAUCUGCAUGGUAAUAAAGUUGUCAGUGGUAGUAGAGACGCGACACUGAGAGUGUGGCAGGUGGACACAGGGGAGUGCUUACAUGUGCUCGUGGGACAUCUAGCUGCGGUCAGAUGUGUGCAAUAUGAUGGAAAGUUGGUGGUCAGUGGUGCCUACGACUAUAUGGUCAAAGUUUGGAAUCCGGAACGUGAGGAGUGCCUUCAUACCUUACAAGGACAUACUAACCGCGUUUAUUCCCUCCAGUUCGACGGUGUGCACGUUGUUAGCGGUUCAUUGGACACGAGUAUAAGAGUGUGGGAGGUAGAAACAGGUGCUUGUAGACAUACUCUGAUGGGCCAUCAGUCUCUUACCUCGGGAAUGGAGUUGCGUAAUAAUAUCUUAGUAUCGGGCAACGCUGAUUCCACCGUCAAAGUAUGGGACAUUGUUAGCGGUCACUGCCUUCAAACUCUCUCUGGUCCGAACAAACAUCAAUCGGCGGUUACUUGCCUUCAAUUCAAUAGCCAUUUUGUGAUUACGUCCUCUGACGAUGGUACAGUAAAACUCUGGGAUGUUAAGACUGGUGAUUUCAUUAGGAAUCUAGUUGCUCUGGAAAGUGGGGGUAGCGGCGGUGUUGUGUGGAGAAUUCGAGCGAGUGAUACGAAACUAGUAUGUGCAGUAGGUAGUCGUAACGGUACCGAGGAGACUAAACUGCUUGUCCUCGAUUUCGAUGUUGAGGUAAAAUAGUGAGCUCCACCACUUGGACCCAAUCGCCCUCUUUGUACGACUUCUGUACAUAUUUUUAAUUAAGUAGUUUAAAAAACUAAUCUACGCUGUACAAUGAUUUAUGUAUUACAUGGUGUGAUUGUGAUAAGACUGUGUACGCGCUGUAAAAAUCGGGCAGUUCUUGCAGGGUUGGGAAGGAGGGAGGGAAGGAAGGAAAGAGGGACGGGCGGGCGAAGGGAAUGAGCUAUAGCGAAUGAUCUCCAAGUACCCGAGAAAUUAUAAUUAUAUCGUUUUGUCGGAGCGCAUGUGCGUGUAUGGUGUACAAACGUAAGAUUUAUAAGACUCAUAAACUUACGGAGAGGAUGAGGGGAAGAGAGGGGGGGGAGGGGGAAGAAAAACGAGGAGCUUAUCAGUGUACUUCUGAAUUUUCGCUGUUAUAACGAUUCAGUGGAAUCAUCAACGAUGCAAAAGUAACAAACAUCCCUAAUGAGAUUCAUUGCAAGUAAAACAAAUUUAUUAUGUGGGCAUUUAGGAGCAUUUGUCAACGGUGGCAAACAAAAACGAAGCGACCGAGACGUACUGUAAACUGCGAGGCAAAAUGACAUUUAAUCGAAGAAUCUCAUACCUCCUGGAGCAAACGAGAAAAUUUAUAGACGACAAUUCCGAUACGACAUUCGGAUUGUACAGAUCUUUUUAUGAGAAAUUUCAAACGUUUGUUAUAUAUGCGACGUUUGUAUAAUUUACUGCUUCAGAUUGAUCAAACUGAAUUUGUUAACAACACAACUUGAAAGCCUUCUACGGUCGUAGUUAGAUCUUCGUGCUUGUUUUAAUUUGUGUAAUUUUAUAUACUUUCCUCGAAUUCAAUGAACUACGCGGUCAAAUAUCUCUGUACUUUGAAAUCACGCUGCCUCGAAAAGCGUUUCUAACUCAUAUUCGAUUAUUGCGAGAAUUAUCAUCACAGCCUCAGUGGUCGAGUUGGCUAAGACCCCCGUACCGGAAAUUCGGGAAGUCCUAGGUUCGAACCCUGGCUGAGGUGAUAUUUUUCGCAAUAAAUUCUUUACAAUUUUUUUCAGGGGAGAAAAGGAUUAAUAUUAAUUUCAAAUUUAAUAAUAUGUGAUACUAUCUAAUCUUGUUUAAUCUACAGCUGUGUUAUGACUGAAAAAACAAUUCGGCGCGCAGUUCACUGAAUUCGCGAAGAAAGUAUAUAAAAUCACACAAAUAAAAACAAGCACGAAGAUCUAGCUGCGACCAUAGAAGGCUUUCAAAUUGUGUUGUUUCAUUAACGGUCAAAUAUCUCUACUUUAAAUUUGUUAAAUUUUCAGCUUUGAUAUUUCUCGCGCGAUAUAAUUUUAGAUUUUAUUUGCCUGUAUAAACAUUGAUCUGGUUAAAAACAAAUAUUUUAUAAAUAUUUAUAAGCCAAUAUUUUCAUAUCAUUAAUGUUUAUUGAAGGAAAAAGUAAUUUUUUUCUUGUUGCAGUAAAAAAACUUUCAAAAUCGCACGUUUUACUCCGCUGUGGUGCAAUAUACAAAUAUAAAGCACUUUUUUGUGUGCAAUAUGGAUUUACAAAACAUAAUGAAUCGGUACAAGUGACACAAGACAAAACAAUAAUCUUCGUUUUUGACAAAUAAGCAUUGCCAAUAUUGAGUGAAUUUGUUAAAGGAAGAAUAUUUGUAUUAACCAGAUCUUUACACUUAGUACGAAUCAUGAAGACUUAAAAAACAUUGCAUCAUUGUCAUUGACGAACUUUACAUGGAUUCUACUGAAUCAUGUCAUGAAUGACAUCGGAUAAUGCAAUUUGUGCAAAUGCAUCUUUAUUAUUGGACCUAGGUUAGACUAGGUGUCGUGUUUAUUUGUAUAUUGCUCAAUAGUUUAUAUUAUAAGAAUGUGUUACCUGUUGUAUCAUUUUUUUAUAAGAAAUAGAAAAAGAUGUUGCUGCAUA